Penicillium hordei is the source of this 1098-nucleotide messenger RNA. Its product is annotated as M4 family metallopeptidase. Bases 1 to 1098 code for a protein of 365 amino acids. NCBI's taxonomy places the organism in Eukaryota, Fungi, Ascomycota, Eurotiomycetes, Eurotiales, Aspergillaceae. Gene Ontology annotation, biological process: proteolysis. The record is from RefSeq and is a predicted model, not a curated record. The transcript is spliced from 3 exons. Gene Ontology annotation, molecular function: metalloendopeptidase activity.
AUGAGUGCGAUUUGUAGCAUUGUCCCAGACCACAUACUCGAGAGUAUUGUGGAAAAGGGCGAGGCGCCACCGCAUGUCAUUGACUCUUGCCAGGCUACUAUUGCCAAAACAAGGGAGCUACGCGAUGCACGUAUCGAACAUGGGCAGAGUGUUGCGUCCAUUGUAGGACAAGAGCCUCCUCAAGGUAUCAUUCCAUCUUACAUCCACGAAGCUAUUGCUCGGUAUGCUGCUAGCCAAGGGCAAUUUUCCGGAGCUGUGAAAAACCUAAACCGGACGGUUUACCAUGCGCAAAACCAGACCAAUGAAAGGAAGCUCCCUCGGGACGUAAUCUUGAUCAAGGAAGGCGGCGACCUAAUCAAAAGGGAGAAGGACCUAAGUGGUGACCCAAAUGAGUGCUAUGUGGGAUUCCAGAAAACAUACGACUUCUACUUCGAAUUUUUCAAACGAAACUCAAUUGAUAACCGCGGUCUGCAACUUGAUGGUUUUGUGCAUUUUGGCACCAAGUACCUGAACGCCUUCUGGGCCAAUGACAAAAUGGUUUUCGGCGACGGAGAUGGCGUGAUCUUCAACGGCUUCACUGACGAGCUAGACGUCAUUGGUCACGAGCUUACUCACGGGGUGGUAGAGUACUCGGGCGGGCUGGAAUAUUAUGAUCAGAGCGGUGCUCUAAAUGAAUCAAUUGCCGACACAGCCGCUGAGGCUAAUUGGCUUAUCGGGGAGGGAAUCUGGGCUAAGGGCGUUAAUGGCAGAGCUUUGCGAGACAUGAAGGCACCUGGAACAGCUUAUUCCGACAGAAGAGUGGGGUCGGAUUCUCAACCAGCGCACUGGAAGGACUUCAAAAGGCUUCCGAGAUCAGAUGAUGGUGGAGGUGUUCAUAGCAACUCUGGUAUCCCAAACCAUGCCUUUUACCUGGCUGCUACGCUCAUUGGGGGCUAUUCCUGGGAGACUGCUGGCCCUGUUUGGUACAAGGCUUUGACUGGCGGGGAACUCAGGCCAAAUGCAAGCUUCAAGGAGUUUGCUGACCUCACUAUUAUCAAUGCUGGUGAGCAUGAAGCAGAUAUUAGAGAAGCUUGGAUGCAGGUCGGGUAUCCUUUCUGA